CCACUUCGAAGAGCCAGUAGGAGCGGAGCUGUCCACUGAGCUGGUGCUGAAACUCGGGCAACUUUCGAAAGCUGUAAAGCCUCUCACUUUCUUCCUUCCCUCGACGAGGUACCUCACUUUGUGCAGUGAUGUGGUGCAGCCGAGUUCAGUGCGCCCUCGCCCUGCUCUCCAUCGCUCUGGCAGUGCUGAGUGCGGGCGCCGCUCCCACCGCCGACAGGUAUCGCGAACUCCUCCAGACAUCAAUGGCUGGCGCAGAGCCCCGGAGUAAAGCGGAGCUGAUCAAAUACAAUCUCGUCCAAUUGCUCGCGGAGCUGGCAAACGCCGAGAACGAAGUUUUGGAUGGGGAGGAUUUGCCGCGGAUGGCGAAACAGGAUGAGGUACGGGUUGAUCUGGAACGAUCCGCCAACCCCAAUUCGCCCCAGAGGGAACGCAAAGCGGGCUGCAAAAACUUCUUCUGGAAAACCUUCACAUCCUGUUAACUCGCUGACACUCCAGAACAACCCGCGGGCCACUGCUUCAUCCCAAUCACGUACGGUCAGAUGCGGCAGCACCAGAACUGUUAAUUAAAUAAUGUAAUUGAUUACUUGAUUUGAUUUAUUUGACACAAGAGUUUAAGUUUGAAUUGUUCAGCAGACCAGUCCUCAUUGAAACUAGGUAGGACCGGUUUGAUUAAAGAGGCUCUUUCUCAUUGAAAUAAAAUCUUUGAAAGUGGAA
Molecule: messenger RNA, 714 nt
Organism: Rhincodon typus (whale shark)
Lineage: Eukaryota; Metazoa; Chordata; Chondrichthyes; Orectolobiformes; Rhincodontidae
Product: somatostatin-1A-like
Exons: 2
Coding region: 129-479 (116 amino acids)
Biological process (GO): regulation of cell migration
Cellular component (GO): extracellular region
Molecular function (GO): hormone activity
Source: RefSeq, a predicted model, not a curated record